ACUAUUAAAGCGCAGAUUAAUUUCGCGCGAAAGAGUAAGUAGGUUAUUUGCGGUCCAAGUUUCUUUAUUGUUUGUAUUUCUUCUUUCGGUUUAGAUUAUUGUUUCAUACGCUCCGAAAUGCCUAAAAGGUCGUAUCCUUUUAAUGAAUCAUUCUCGUCGCAGUAUAAAAUUCAUAUCGGACAAAAAGAGCUAAACCUACAUGGAGUAUUCGGAAACAAGUACAGGCAGGAAGUCUAUGAAAAGACCAAAAAUCUACUAUUUAAUGGGACCAAAGCUGCAAUGGGACGGAUCUGGAAGCUGGAUGCUGAGGGAAAGUGCUCUGACAUGGAUCCGGGUAAUCAGAGUGGGGUGCUACAGCCUACCAGUCAGAUGCUUCUCAAAGGACAAACACGUAUUAGCCUCGAUGGCAAACUGAAGAAAGCUGAGACUGUUCCAGAAACUGCAAACUCUUCAGCAGUGUGCGGGUCAUGUCGGAGAGCAUCGGGGGUGAAGAGGCCCUGUGAGCGGUGCGAGCGGCCUGCCUGUGUCACCUGCUCCCGGCAGUGCAGCAGCUGCUGCAGCCACUGCUGCUCCGUGUGUACCAUAAUAGAUUACACAGACCGCUAUGACCGGGUCCUCUGUUUUAGCUGCUCCUCAUGAAUUGAGUUGGAAGAAGGAUCAGAUAGAUGGUUGGAUGGAUGGAUGGAUGGUUGGAUAGAUGCAGUUAAGAGUUCUACUUGGAAUAACUCUUAAUUCAUUCCACAAUGUAAAUUAAUUUUAUAUGCAUUUUACCCUAUUAGAGUGUGUACAUAUUUAAUUUGUCAAUUAAAGAAAUGUAUACUUAACUGAGUUGUAAAUAUUCAGGGUUUUUUGUUUUUCACAAGUUAUAAGGGAGAAAUGCACUGUUUUGUAUGGCAUUGAAGACAUGUCCUGUAAUUUCAUAUGAAUCAAAAGAUUCUUCUUGUGAUGUCUGACACCCAUUCCCACACAGUUGUUAAAGGUUCAUAAGAUUAGUGAAAGUCAUGGGUUGUACUGUGAGCUAAUUGUGCCAAUUGUUGAAUUUUAUUUUAUUUUUUUUAUAAUAAAGGGUUUAACUUCA
Molecule: messenger RNA, 1078 nt
Organism: Electrophorus electricus (electric eel)
Lineage: Eukaryota; Metazoa; Chordata; Actinopteri; Gymnotiformes; Gymnotidae
Gene: siva1
Product: SIVA1, apoptosis-inducing factor
Biological process (GO): extrinsic apoptotic signaling pathway
Molecular function (GO): CD27 receptor binding
Source: RefSeq, a predicted model, not a curated record